AUGACCCAAACUGUGAAGCUGGACGACUUGCAAGAAGAUGACCCCUCCUCGCCAGUCGUAAGAACGCAAGAGCCCCUGUGGCGCGUGCGGCACCUGCGACCUGUGCGACUGCCUUCGCAUCUCGGGAAGCCGCCGCCCGUGACGGUGAAGACCCGCUCAGCGGCGAAGCUGCCCCUGAACCGGGCGGCGCUGGAGCCGGAGCCUAAGCCCAGCCACUUGGCCUUCGGGGAUGCUCUGCGCCUCACGCUUCCCCCGCUGGAUGACGAUGGCUUCGCAGCGGCGCUCUGCGCGUGCGUCCGCCCGAAGGCCGUCGGCGACGUUGGUCCGCGGGAGAUCGCUCCCACGGAUGCCGAGCGGGAAGAGAUGCGGCUGGCAGAGGACCUGGCAGCCUCGGGGCGAAGGGCCAAGGACUUUGUGGCAGUAACGGCUGCUCGAGUGCCAGACCCCGACACUGUCGCGUGUCGAAGCGCAUGGCGGGUGUUCCGGUGCAGCGAGCUGGACGGGUUCCCUGCUUCUUCCCGUGUGCACUAUGGGCAGCAUGUUCAGUUCGGGCUGCCAUCCGUUGACGAUGUGAGCUCGGAGAUCUUGCUGAGCUGCGAGCCACCCAGCCGUGGUGGAGGCCUGGGGGCCCCGUACCUGAUCUUCGGGCGCUUUGUGGACUUCGGCUACGUCUGUCAGGGACGGCGGAGCUGGAACACGGCUUUCACUCUCGUGCCGGAGCAUUCCUCAGCCGGUGGUUACGGUGACCCUGUGGACCUGAAACGGGGCGUGCGCAUCGUGCCCAUUGCGCCCUUCUCCUACCUUCACGGCCCACGGCUGAUGCAGGCCGUUUUCGGGGGCCUCAGCAACCCUGUCGGUCGGGGCUGCAUCUCACGAUCUGCUGCCGUGGGGAAGGACGUGCAGGAGCUGUUGCUGCACGCAUCAGCCCCAGAAGGGGAGCCUCCAGAUGUUGGCUGGGUGCUUGAGCGGCUUUGCCUCAACCCGGCCACGCCAAGGACAGCGGCAGGUGGAGACACGACCUAUGCGCAAUGGCAUAGCCUCAGGGCCGUCAUCCUGAAGCGGAUCCGCCGGCGCGGGGAGGUACUGGCCUACAGCAUCUUCCGGAAGAUCCUUUCCAAAGACUGCCUGGUGCUGGAUGGCCCGAUAUCCACUAGUCGAUUGCCAACGGCGGAUGGUUCUGCAACCCUCGCUGAGCGGACCUUGGUCGGCGAGUCCUCCGUCUUGACGUCCUUGCGCUGCGACUACGGCGUGCAGCUAGGCGCGGAGGACAUGCAGUUGAUCACGAAGCACUUUCGGCCGCCGGGCACGGCGAGCCUCUGGUCCGAGCCUCUCAUCGACGUCAACGCCUUGGCGGACGCCAUCCGAGGGGAGACGUCACCCGGGCGGUCGCGCACCUUGCAGCAGCUGUACUCGCUUCUGCAAAAGCAGGCCGGGUUGAAACCCACCGACAGCCUCGCGGUGGGCUGGAUCCGCAACCGAGUGGAGUCCACCGAGGUGGGCGGCGAACUUUUCCCCGCAGAAGAUCUGCUCGCCUCCCUGCCCCUCGUUCGCAGCCACGCGGGCAUCACGCGCUUGGCCUUCUUGCGCUGGCAGAUGGAUGCGCUCGUACUGAUCCCUUCCCAUGAGAGCUGUCUCGAGUUCUUACGCCAGAUCUGGGGAGACGUCGUCUUAACCAUGGGGACGGAGGGCUGGGCUCCCGAUAGGCUCCCGUCGGCACCCCGCCUCUAUGCGCCAUGGGCACGUAGACGACUCUUGCUCAGUGGCGGCGGCAUGGAGAGCAUCCUGGAAGCUCUUGCCAAGCUGAGCUACCAGGAUCUUGCCGCUAUAGGGGUUGUACUCCUUGCAAUCUUUAUCAUCUGUGUAGGUUUUCCAUGCUUCCUGGUGUUUGUCACAGCUACUGGCAUUGGGCCAAGACGAGCCAAAUGUGUUUGUUCUCAUGUCCUUCGGUCUGUCAAGAGACCGACCCGCUUCGAGUUCCACAAGAUCCUCCCGCGGCUGUUCUUGGGCAGCCUGCCACGAAGCUUAGAGGAUCUGGAGUCUUUGAAGGCAGAAGGCGUGGGGGCAGUGGUGACACUCAACGAGCCAUGGGAGAUGGCGCUUUCCUCAAGAUUUGUCAGGGAUGAUUGCGGCUUGGACCACUUGCACUUGCCCACGCCGGACUUUUUCUCGCCCACACAGCCGGACAUAGAGGCAGCUGUCACGUUCAUCACUGACCACAUUGCCAAAGGCAACGGUGUUUACGUGCACUGCAACGGCGGCCGUGGGCGCAGCGUGGUUUGUGUUCUUUGCUACCUCGUCAGCUCCGAGGGGAUGACUGCAGAGGAAGCCUUCGACAUGGUAGCCGGUAAGCGGCGGGUCGCUCCCAUGCGCGGGAGCUGUGGUUUGCACAAACAGUGGCGUGCCGUGAAGUGUUUCGAGAGCAAGUUGAAGAGGAGCCGGAAGACACCCUUCAUAGCCUUCAAGGAGGAGGGAGCCUCCAUCGACAAUGUUGCUGGAAGCCCCCGGGGCAACGCAGACCUCAGUCCCAGCAGGGACCUCCAUGUCAGCGUAGCCGUGGAACCCGAGGAGGCGACGACAGUGCUGGCUGAGAAGGCUCCUCCCGUACAGCAGGACACGCGGGACAUCCCCUCGGCAGGGGACUCCGAAGGCUGCUGUCCGGCGAAGCCCUGUGUGCCAGAGCAGCCACCGCUGCCACAGAAUGACCCCACGAGCAUACCGGACGAGUUGAUUCCAAAAAAGCUCCAACCGGCCGCGGAUGUGGGCGACAGUUUUUUGGCCGGCUGCGCUGCGGCAAACGCCCUGGAGGAUCCGGCCCAGCACUACGACGACGCGGCUGCUUAUCAGAGCGAAAGCUCGGCAGAGAUCUUUCAAGAGCUUUUGGGCUCUCCAGGUCUUGGCCUAGGCCUUAGCCUUUCGAAUCUCUUUUCUGCCACCCUUGCUGUUUCGGGCAUGGCACGAGAGGUGGAGUUCACUGUGUGCGGACCGGCGGGACAGGAGAUUGGCAAGUUCUGCCUGGAUUACGCGUCUCCGUGUGGUUUGUUGAAGUUGCAGAUCGAGCAGAAGGUAGGUCCCCCACCUAUGACGCAACAGAUCAUCAUCGGAGACCGGACGCUUGAAGAGUCGGAUCCUUUGCUGGAGGCUGAGACAGCCGACUCCGUGCAGGUGACGCUUUUGGUGCGGUUCCCGCCUGGCCAGUCCGAGUUGGAAGCUCUCUGGAAGGCUCUCCCUGGGGCGGGUGGAUUCCUGGAAGAGAUGCGCAUAUCCACGGAUGAUGGACAGACCGUCGUGCUCCCGGACGAUCGUGUCCAGACAUGUGGCCUCGACCCGGACUCUGGCUUGCUCCUGCUCAUGAAGUGUUGCCUUUCCGAAAGCGAGGAGGAGGAUCUUGGCAAGGGCAAGGGCAAGGGUAAAAACAUGCCUACCAAGCGACGCUGCACCGCACCUGGAUCGCUAAUCAUUGUGCGUGGCGAGGGCAAGCCGGUGGAGGUGCCCCUGGAUGUUGAUCACCCGCUGCACUGGAACACGGAGCCCCCGGAGAUACUUGCAGUUGAAGCUGUGCAGGGAUAUCCGAUCCCUUCCUUCGGGGUUGCAGUGGCGCGCAUAUUCAUUGGCAGAAAGGUGCACUUGAUCUCAAUGGAGCUAUGCCCUGCGGUCAUCAAGUGGCAGCGUUUGACAGCGUCAAGUACCAGAUGCGAAGCUGCGUGCUUAGACAGGGAGAACCUGCGGACAAUCUUCGUCCAGGCGGGUCCUGCCGGGCGCGACGUGUUGUUCGCACCGCUACGGGCUGACAGGGAGUCUGAGCAGGUUGACAAAUUUCACUUGACUGGAGAGCUGCCGGACAAAACGGUGAGCAGCGUUGCAUGGUCAAGCGCUUCUUCUUCUCUUCUACUUACCUUUGUUGGUGAGCACGCAAUUCGGGUGUACCAGAAAAUUGGAUCUGUCUGGCAAGCUGCUAUGACACUUGGAGAUCCAUCACGGAGAGGUUGCGCAGAUGGCGAGGCUGAUCAGCUUAUGUUUUGGUUCCCCAAGUGCGACAACUUUGAUGGAGAGCUGACAUAUUCUCGCCCGCUCAUUGCAGGUCCGUCUGGUACAGUUUUCGUGCACUCUGGCGGAGUGCUGAUGCGCUUGGCGGCCAACUUGUCUGCGAUCAAAGCCACAUCAAUGAGGGAGGAGCUCUGGAUGCUGGACGAGGAUGAAGGUACCCCGCAGUAUCCCGACCCUUACAAUGUUUGCGGGGUAAAUGGAGACAAGAUCUACAGGGCUUUGCGCCAGAUGGACUGGAGACAGGGGCUCCUCGUUCGCCGCUUGCAGCUGUCUCCAGAUCUGCGGCAGAGCCGCAGUCGGAUCCGAGAUACCGCUCCAGCGUUAUGGCCUAGCAUCAACGAGAAUCGCGUCCAGGACGCUGCUUUCGUCGACCGGGGAUCCCAGUGUCAGAGAGCCUUGCGGCCAGUUCGCUAUUACGAGGAAGACCGUGACAAGUGGAUGGAAACCCGCGGUGGCUGGGCGACGGGUGGCUCUGGCGGAAGACCGAAAUUCCGGAAGACGUCCGAGUCACCUCUCGAGGAGGAGGCGGAGGUCCGCUUUGGCAAGGGGGGCAAGGGCGGAGGCUACCAGGAAGACCCUGCGGAAGACCCUGCCAAGGAACUCCGAUACAAGAACCUCUUGGAAAGUGAGUGCCGGAGUAUUUCCGCCAGUUCGGCCUAA
This is a messenger RNA of Symbiodinium sp. CCMP2456, 4704 nucleotides long. The record is from the annotation of a GenBank genome assembly. Lineage: Eukaryota; Dinophyceae; Suessiales; Symbiodiniaceae.